CAACUACCCAGUCAGUUCGCACGCAUCUCUCUCUAAACAGCUGUUCUUCCUUCAACGUCAAUGGCGGUCAAGAAGAAGAAGAAGCCCUGAAGAAAAAAAAAAAAAAUCUCCAAAACCCUAGAUCAUUCCAUUCCUCUCUCUCACACGCUCCUCCAAUGGCCAAGCUCGAUCCCACCAACACUCGAACCCUGCUCGAACCACUAGCAGAGUUCAAUCUCAACCUCUCUCCCUCCCCAUCCUCUUCCUCCUCCAUCCGAUCCCUCUCCGUCUCCACCCUCUCCGACUCCCAAACCCUGAUCCACGUCGGCACCGACUCCGGCACCCUCCUGUUGCUCUCCCUGAACCCUAAUUCAACUCCCACUCCAACCAACCGACAAACUUCGAAUCAUUUCGGUGGGAGUGUUUCGUUCGUGCGGUACGCGUCGGUGAGCGAAUCAGCGGUGGAGUACGUGCACGCGAUUGAUCAUGUUGGGCAGGUUCUGGUGCUUUCAGGUGGGUUUUUAUUUCUGGUGGACUUGCUUUUACUUCAACCAGUGAGGAAGUUGGGGGUUUCCAAAGCAGUUACAGUCGUUGCCAAAAGGGUUCGGACUGGUAUUUCAGAAAGUUCAGAUUUGGUGGGGGCAGAAUCGUCCGAUUUUUCAAGCACGGGACGGCGGUUCUUAAAGAAAUUAGGUGGUGGUGGAGGUGGUGGGAUUCGAUCGAAUGGUUUGAAACUAAAAGAAUCCGAGCUUCAUAGGGAUGACAGUUGCGUUUUCGCAGUUGUGGCUGGUAGGAGAUUGAUGUUGGUAGAGCUUGUUUUAGGAAAGGAUGGUGGUGAUGGUGGUGGGUCUUUUCUGAUACUUAAAGAAAUUCAAUGCGUUGAUGGUCUUAAGACCAUGGUGUGGCUUGAUGAUUCUAUACUAGUUGGUAGUUCAAGUGGCUACAUUUUGUAUUCUUGUGUUACUGGUCAAGGUGGCUUGAUAUUUUCACUCCCGGAUCCCUCCUCUAGUCCUCCGCGACUUAAAUUGUUGUUGAGAGAGCAAAAGGUGCUGUUGUUGGUUGACAAUGUUGGUGUUAUGGUUAAUGCUCAAGGGCAACCGGUUGGGGGAAGCUUGGUAUUCCGUCGUGCUCCUGAUUCUGUUGGGGAGAUGAGCUCAAGUAUAGCCGUUGUGAGGAAUGGGAAGAUGGAUUUGUAUCACAAAAGAUCAGGCAAAUGCAUUCAAAUGCUUUCUUUUGCUGAGGAAGGAGUUGGUCCUUGUGUUUUAGCCGAUCAAGAUGGGAGUGGACAACUUAUUGUUGUAGCAACACCAUCCAAGGUUGUUUGCUAUGGGAAAGUACCUUCUGAAGAACAAAUUAAGGACCUCUUGCGCAAGAAGAACUUUCAGGAAGCUCUUUCUUUAGUGGAGGAGCUUCAGAGUGAAGGUGAAAUGACAAAGGAAAUGUUGUCCUUUGUGCAUGCCCAAGUGGGGUUUCUCUUGCUGUUUGACUUGCAUUUUGAGGAAGCAGUAAAUCACUUCUUGCUGUCAGAUACCAUGCAGCCAUCUGAAGUAUUCCCGUUUAUAAUGCGAGACCCUAAUCGGUGGUCAUUGCUGGUGCCGAGGAACCGGUAUUGGGGAUUGCAUCCUCCUCCUGCACCCCUUGAAAAUGUUGUAGAUGAUGGAUUGAUGGCUAUUCAAAGAGCUAUUUUUCUUAAGAAAGCAGGGGUGGAGACUACAAUUGAUAAUGAUUUUCUUCUGAGUCCACCAAAUAGAGCUGAUUUACUGGAAUCAGCAAUAGAAAACAUCAUCAGGUAUUUAUGUGUUUCUCGUGAAAAAGAUCUGACUCCUUCCGUGAUGGAAGGAGUUGACACUCUUCUUAUGUACCUCUAUAGAGCCUUAAAUCGGGUAGAAGAUAUGGAGAGGCUUGCAUCGUCUGAGAACAGCUGUGUAGUGGAGGAGUUAGAAACUUUAUUGAAUGAAUCUGGGAAUUUGCGGACGCUUGCUUUCCUCUAUGCAAGUAAAGGGAUAAGCUCUAAGGCUCUUGCUAUAUGGCGUAUCUUGGCAAGAAAUUAUUCAUCUGGCCACUGGAAAGACAUUACUGGGGAAAUAGACUCACUGCAGUCCACCACUAAUGUUAUAUCUGGGAAGGAUAUUGCAGCAAUUGAGGCAUCGAAGAUCCUUGAGAAGUCAUCUGAUCAAGAUUUAAUACUGCAGCAUCUUGGAUGGAUUGCAGAUAUAGACCAAGUACUUGCCAUUCGUGUAUUAACAUCAGAGAGAACUGAUCAGCUUUCACCAGAUCAAGUAAUUGCUGCAAUUGAUCCGAAAAAGGUGGAAAUUCUUCAAAGCUAUUUGCAGUGGUUGAUUGAAGAUCAAGACUCCGAUGACACCCAGUUUCAUACAACAUAUGCACUCUUGCUUGCUAAAUCAGCAAUUGAAAAUUUUGAUACAGAAAAUGCCUCUCAAAAUUAUGUAGCAGGACAUCUAGAGCAGACAACUACGACUGAAAUGGGAAGGAAUUCGAUCUUUCAGAGUCCUAUCAGAGAAAGGUUGCAGAUCUUUUUGCAGUCUUCUGAACUAUAUGAUCCAGAAGAGGUCCUUGACUUGAUUGAAGGAUCAGAUUCCGAGUUAUGGUUGGAAAAGGCUAUACUUUACAAGAAACUUGGCCAAGAAAUUUUGGUGCUCCAAAUCCUCGCGUUAAAGCUGGAGAACAGUGAAGCUGCAGAACAAUAUUGUGCGGAGAUAGGUCGGCCAGAUGCGUAUAUGCAGUUGCUUGAAAUGUAUUUGGAUCCGAAGGAUGGUAAAGAGCCUAUGUUUAAAGCUGCUGUUCGUCUUCUCCAUAAUCAUGGAGAAAACUUGGAUCCCUUACAAGUCCUAGAGAGAUUGUCCCCGGAUAUGCCCCUCCAACUUGCGUCAGAUACAAUUUUACGAAUGUUGAGAGCUCGAUUGCAUCACCAUCGUCAAGGACAAAUAGUGCAUAACCUAUCUCGUGCUACAGACGUCGAUGCGAGUUUGGGAAGGUUAGAAGAAAGGUCACGACAUGUGCAGAUAAACGAAGAGAGCAUCUGUGAUUCUUGUCAUGCCCGUCUCGGGACCAAGCUAUUUGCAAUGUACCCAGAUGAUACCAUCGUUUGUUACAAGUGUUUCCGUCGUCAGGGUGAGUCGAAAUCGAUCACGGGUCGCGACUUCAAGCGAGAUCCCAUGUUUAAACCUGGUUGGCUGGUGACUCGAUGACCCGGAAAAUGAUGUGAUUAACAUAUUGAUGUUGUUCCCUUCAUAGCGGUUGAUCUACUGUUCUACCUUACACCAAGGCCUGGAGUAAUUUCAACUCUAUUUUGUUGGGAAACCGUGGAGCUGCAAAUAUGUAGAUUUAGGUCUUGAAGAAAGUUCUCACAUCCAUGGAAGUUGGUUUUCAUCAAAUCAUGAACAUGUUUGCUUGGGAACUGGUACAGAAGCUGGUUCAGAAUCAGAAAGAAGAACCGAUGGCAGCAGGCCUUUUUGAUGGGGAUAGGAUACAUAAUUUAAGCAUGUUUAUCAGGAUCAAAAGUAGAGAAGAUGUCAAAUUUUGUAAAGACCUUGAUCUUUGCAUGAUAGUUGUCCCUGAUUGGUGCUGUCACGAUUUUGUACCAAUUAGAUAGUUCCAUUCUCUCUGGGGAGCAAAAUGAGAAAGAUGAGAGGAAUUUUUGAUAGUUUGCUGACACUUGUAUUUAGUCAAAAAAAUAAAAACCCAUGAGAGUUUUUUGAAAACA
Molecule: messenger RNA, 3703 nt
Organism: Rhododendron vialii
Lineage: Eukaryota; Viridiplantae; Streptophyta; Magnoliopsida; Ericales; Ericaceae
Product: vacuolar sorting protein 3
Exons: 15
Coding region: 156-3188 (1010 amino acids)
Biological process (GO): endosomal vesicle fusion; intracellular protein transport; autophagy
Cellular component (GO): cytoplasm; membrane
Source: RefSeq, a predicted model, not a curated record